AUGUCUUGCUCGCCGCAUUUCAAGGCGUCGAGGUACGAUGUGAUGCCGCCGCAGACCUGUAAGCCCAGCGAAACCAUGCCCGCCGUCAAGCCGGCGACGGAGAGCGGAUCUGCCAUUACCGGUACAAGAGGACGCAACCGGAGAGAAUCCAUCCGCUGGUUGCCAGACGAGGCCAGCGAGCCCACAUCAACCAUCGUCUUGACAACACCCAGCCGUCGGUUUGUCGAUCUUCGUAUUCUGAAAUCUGACUCCUCGGCCAGUGCCAGUGCCGUCCUGCCAGACCACGUCACACUCCCGCUAUCCCGUUUGGAUUGGGCCAUCGCUGGCACCUCGUCAUCAUCCGUAAUCCCGUCGAAUGGAGAACCAGGGAAAGAGAUUAGGCACGGCCAAUGGGCUCACUGGAUCGACUCACGGGCGGCAGAUUGCGACGGCGUUGUGGAUGAGGGCGACAUGUUUGACGACCCCUCCGAUGCCAGCCUGACCCUGGAAACGGGCCGGAUGCUGAACCCGGCCACCGGCGUGGAGACGGAUUAUGAGGAGGUAUGGCGGUCCGACCCAAUCGAGACGGUGCCUGCACCUGGCGGUGGGGACGGGCAGGUUACUUGCCUCGCAUUGCAGAUGGAAAGCGUGACGGGGAGCGGCAGUGAGGGACCAGGAAAAAGAGUCAAACGGGGGCUUGUAGUCCGAUUGGGGCAAUACUGUCAGGCAUUUGCCCGGGACGGUGACAACAUCACCGUGGAAAGGCUGAAGUGGGAUACCGCGCAGCAGUGGUGGGUGACACAGGUCCGGAUUGGGGACCAAGAGCUGCCGAUCGAGAUUGCGACGCAUCUCGCCCAUGAGACUACACUUGAUGACGAAGUGAGAGUGGGCGGUGCCAUUUGGAAAGUGGUCGAGAGGGCCUAG
Messenger RNA from Chaetomium globosum CBS 148.51, 903 nucleotides. RefSeq lists its product as uncharacterized. NCBI's taxonomy places the organism in Eukaryota, Fungi, Ascomycota, Sordariomycetes, Sordariales, Chaetomiaceae. The coding region runs from base 1 to 903 and encodes 300 amino acids. The transcript is spliced from 3 exons. The record is from RefSeq and is a predicted model, not a curated record.